Molecule: messenger RNA, 468 nt
Organism: Haemonchus placei
Lineage: Eukaryota; Metazoa; Nematoda; Chromadorea; Rhabditida; Trichostrongylidae
Source: the annotation of a GenBank genome assembly
AUGGCUAAGCAUCGAGCCCUUGCUGGAGAGAAUCAUAUGUUACACAGGCUCAGUAUCAUUGGUUUACCUAAAGCAUACAAACCCCUCGACUAUAUAAGCCUAAAGCCAGCGGUGAGUCACGGUACAAAGCAAAUGAUGCCGCAUUUGACAAGCAUUGUCAUCUUCUGGAGCAUCGUCAACUGUGCAAGUAGCCUGCCUGAUUACGUGGACGCAAUCAAUCUGUAUCGCGAUGUUGAAGGCCAAUCAGAUAAAGGCACGCAUAGUAAGGAACUAAGUUAUGAAAAGAAAGGUGGAUUCUUCUACGAUUUGAGGAUGGCAAAGAACGAGGUCGAAGACUGUGUUCUUACCGAAGAACAAGGAGUAAAAGAGUCUUGGAGGAAUCAGCCGUCGACUAAGAAGAGCGUUUAUAAGAGAAUGUUCCCGAAUCUGUUUGGAUACUGGUGUAUGUGGACAUUCACUACACGAUAA